This is a messenger RNA of Puccinia triticina, 921 nucleotides long. RefSeq lists its product as uncharacterized. Gene Ontology annotation, cellular component: transcription factor TFIIE complex. Gene Ontology annotation, biological process: transcription initiation at RNA polymerase II promoter. Bases 1 to 921 code for a protein of 306 amino acids. NCBI's taxonomy places the organism in Eukaryota, Fungi, Basidiomycota, Pucciniomycetes, Pucciniales, Pucciniaceae. The record is from RefSeq and is a predicted model, not a curated record. The transcript has 7 exons.
AUGGCUACCAAGUUCCCAUGCCUCCCUGCACCCAGAUUCGCGCCCCAGAAACCUUCGCCUCUCAGUCAACCUGCAGCUACCCCUCCAACCGAGCCUCCCAACUCGCAGCCCCAGCCAUCCACCAAUGCUCCCAGCAGCACCGCCCCUCCUAAGAAGAAGAAGAAGAAACCAAUUCAGCCCCCUCCCCCCGUCGUCGCAGAUUCCGGGCCGGGCAAGCAUUUUGCCACUCAAAUAUUCAAAUUAGUCGACACACUCAAGCAAUGCAAUGGCCCUAUGAAUCUGUCCGACCUCGAGGCCCAAACGGGAGUCCGAGGCUUACUAUCCGAGCAUACCGAUGUGCCCUUCAAUAAAGAACUGUUCGACGCUUUCAACUCGCACGAGCGAGUCAAUGUCAUUGACAAAGGACUGGUCAAGUUGUGGAGCUACAAGCCGGACUACAUCAUCAAUAAUGCCCAACACGUCCUUGACCUGUUGAAACGAUUUUCCGAUCGAGGAGGCAUGCCAGUGAACACCCUCAAAGCAAGCUGGCCAGGAGUCAUGACAGCUAUCACUGAGCUUGAAAACGAAGGCAAGAUCCUCGUCUUCAGAACUGAUAGUGUGGGUGCCAAAGAAGGUGUCGUCAAGACCGUCUUCUAUGACGAAUUGGGCUGCCGGGAAAACCUGGGUCCGACCCGAGGUGCUCUUGAUGAAGAGUUCCGAGAGAUGUGGCAUUCACUCCUAACACCACCGGCAGAUUCCUUGCCGCUGGAGCUGCAGGAGGCUGGCUUGACAUCAUCAGCUGUUGCUACCGUCAAACCUCAACAGACUACCCGGAAAACCAAGAAGAGGGGCGGCAAGGGCGGCAAGGUUAAGAUCACUAACACUCAUCUCAAGGAUCUUGGAAUCGAUCUGAGCAAAGAUUACGUUCCUAGCAAAAAAUAG